AUGUCUCAUCGCUACCCGUGGCUACAAAAGCUCUCCCACAGGGGCAGAAGUAACAUCAUGGUCAAAUACGUCCCUUUCAAAGCCCCCUAUGAAAACAUCCUACCACGUCUGAUCGACUUUAACAGUCCUUCCCAUGUUUCUGCAAAGGAGCUUUACGACCGGAUGCCCGCCGACCAACUCAACUGGCGCAUUGUCACCAACGUGAGUGCGAAACAGGUCCCAUAUGCCAUUCUGCGGAAUCACACCAGGAACAGAUACUACGCAGCCUUCAGCCUGGCCCUGAAGGAACAGGGCUACCACACAAAUGGCAAGCUGCUCAAAGACGCCCUUGGUGCAGGACAUGGACCCCAGCAACCACUCAAGGGAACCCUCGAACUCUAUGUUUUCCACAAUAAGGUCAAUGACAUGGCCUUUGAUAAAUUGAGAAACGACGCAGCGCUGGUUAUUGAGGCUGUCCGCAAG
Molecule: messenger RNA, 462 nt
Organism: Exophiala aquamarina CBS 119918
Lineage: Eukaryota; Fungi; Ascomycota; Eurotiomycetes; Chaetothyriales; Herpotrichiellaceae
Exons: 1
Source: RefSeq, a predicted model, not a curated record